GCGCAUUGCGCAGCGCGCGCUGUCGAGCGCCGUUUGGUUGGCUUGCCUCUCACCCUCCCCGCUCUCAUGCCCGAGUCCACCAGCGGUCCGAGCCCGCACACCACCGUGGUGGUGCACCCGAUCGUGCUGCUCGCUGCCGUUGACCACUACAACCGCGUCGCAAAAAACACAAAACGGCGCGUGGUCGGCAUGCUGCUCGGCGAGACGCACAAGGGGGUGACAGACGUCACGAACAGCUAUGCGGUGCCCUUUGAGGAGGACGAGCGCGACCCAAACAUCUGGUUCCUUGACCACUCCUUCCACGAGGCGAUGUUUGCGAUGCUGAAGAAGGUCAACGCGCGCGAGAAGCUCGUCGGCUGGUACUCGACUGGGCCCAAGAUCAGGCCCGGCGAUCUCAAGAUUGACCAGCUCGUCCGGCGGUACUGCCAGCACCCGGUCCUCGUCAUCGUCGACGUCAAGCCAAAGGAGCUCGGCAUCCCCACCGAGGCCUACCACGGCGUCGAGGAGAUCCUCGAGGGCAAGCAGCAGCAGUGGACCUUCCAGCACGUGCCGUGCGAGAUCGGGGCCACCGAGUCGGAAGAGGUGGGUGUGGAGCACCUGCUGCGCGACGUCAAGGACACCACAAUCUCGACGCUCGCCAACCAGGUCGCUCAGAAGCUUGGCUCGCUCAAGGGCCUCGCGGCGCGGCUGAGCGAGGUGGACGGCUACCUGCAGAACGUGCUCUCUGGCCGGCUGCCCGUCAACCACCGCAUCAUCUACCAGCUGCAGGACGUCUUCAACCUGCUGCCCAACCUGAACGUGCAGGAGCUCGUGCAGGCGUUCGCCAUCAAGACCAACGACAUGUCUCUGGCCAUCUACCUCGCGGCGGUGAUCCGCGCGGUGGUGGCGCUGCACCACCUGAUCGACAACAAGCUGACCAACAAGGAGAAGGAGUCCGCCGCCGACAAGGAGAAGGAGAAGGAGGAGAAGAAGGAGGAGAAGGACAAGGACGAAAAGCCCGCCGACGAGAAGCCCGACGAUACAAAGAAAGGAGCGAAGUGAUGUGAGCCGGGGAGGAGGAGCAGGUGUCGUCGAGGCUAGCGCUCUCUGGUCAGUUUAUUACAGUACCGGACGUGAGAGAAACAAGCUUUUCUCGCCGGGCCAUGCCGCGCCGUAAUUCUUUUGCAGCUCGUUGUAAAAUUCUUUUGAC
Molecule: messenger RNA, 1189 nt
Organism: Emiliania huxleyi CCMP1516
Lineage: Eukaryota; Haptophyta; Isochrysidales; Noelaerhabdaceae
Exons: 9
Coding region: 67-1041 (324 amino acids)
Biological process (GO): proteasome-mediated ubiquitin-dependent protein catabolic process
Cellular component (GO): proteasome complex; proteasome regulatory particle
Molecular function (GO): protein binding; metallopeptidase activity
Source: RefSeq, a predicted model, not a curated record